Molecule: messenger RNA, 1138 nt
Organism: Paramecium sonneborni
Lineage: Eukaryota; Ciliophora; Oligohymenophorea; Peniculida; Parameciidae
Source: the annotation of a GenBank genome assembly
AUGUUUUAUCCUGUUGCAGAUGAUGAGGAUAUGAAUAUAAUUAAAUAAGAUUUGUUGGGAGAUGGGUCAGAGGGACAAGUGUAUCUGGGAGAAAUUAUAGGAACAAAACAAAAAGUAGCAGUGAAAGAAUUUAAAUAAUUCCUGAGUAAAGAAUAAAUUGAAUGUUUGCAUCUAUUGAAAAAUGCUUCAUUUAAAAAUAUUAUUAGGAUUUAAGAAAUAAUUCUCAAACCUAAGUAAAUUCAAAACAUAAAAUGUGGUAAAUGGGAGUUAAAACCAUAUCUUGAACCCUUUUUAGUUAUGGAAUUUGCAUAAUGUAACUUUAAAAAAUACAUGGAGAAGAAAGAAUUUUUAGAAUUAGAGAUUCAUCAAAAAUAUUAAAUAUUUAUUUAGGUAAGAAUUAUAUCUUAUAAAAUUAGAUGAUUGAAGGAGUAAUGUAAUUACAUAGCUUGAAUUAUUUUCACAGAGAUAUAAAACCUGAGAAUUUUGUGUGUUGUUAUGAAGAAAAUAAAAUUGUUAUCAAGUUGACAGACUUUGGUUUUGCAAAAGAUGAAAAUAUAGAAAGUCGAACAUCUAAUGUUGGAACUGAUUUAUAUAUGGCUCCUGAGGUGAAGAAAAAAAAAUUAUAUAAUUAAUCUAUUGAUAUAUGGUCAAUGGGAGUUAUUUUGUUUGAGAUUCUAACAUAACAAACUUUAUUUAAUCAAUAAACUAUAAAAUAAUUAGAGGAAAUUGAAAAUGAAGACAAGUUAUAGUUGUGGGUAGAUUCAAUUAUCAGUAAUAAGAUAAAAAAUCUUAAAAUAUCAGAUGAAUUUAUCAAAAAAAUGUUAAAAGUGAAUUGUGAUGAAAGAAUAAAAGGAAAAGAAAUUAUAGAACAUAUUAAUAAAAUGUAUAGUGAAGUUAUGAAAAAGAUAUUAUAGGAAGGUAGAAAAGCUAUAAUUUAUAAAAGGAAAUACAUUCUAUUUAGGAAAAAGUUAUGUAAAAGCUAUUGAGUGUUAUAACAAAGCAUUGGAAAUAAACCCCAACAAUGCAAAUGCUCAUAAUAAUAAGGGUAAAAUUAAUAUUUGAUAAUCAUAACAUUAGGGGUUUCCUUAAAUGAUUUAAAGAGAUAUGAAGAAGCUAUUGAGUGUUAUAACAAAGCAUU